AUGGGUCACAAAUGUUCAUCGUUUUUCAGACCAUCUGUGACUGUAAAUGGGAAAAAAUACAGAGUGGUUAAAGAUCUCGGAGAGGGAGGUAAGCUCUUUCACAGUCUUCGCUCAUGAGCUCUCAUGACAUGACAUGUCGAUCGAUCUGUCAUGUGGUGGCUUAAAAUAUUUUUGCCUUUGUGAUCCCUUUACCUUAUUAAUAAUUGUUGUUUUUCUUUUGCCUUGAAAAUCCCGGUGAAUCUCUACAACUAGUUGAAUCUAUUUGUUUUUAUUAGAAUUCAACAGAAAGGAGCAAAAUUAUUAAAAAGAGAAUGGACGAAACUUAGUCUUUAAUUGGGCUCAAAUUAUGUAACAAUUAAACAUGAUGCAGUUGUUGUUAAUCUUCUCAUCGGAGGAAGCUUUGGAUAAUUAAGAAGUAGAGACCAAGAAAACAAAUACUUUUAAUUAUUUGUGUAUUUUAUGCUAUGAAAAUUCUUUUGUACGGUCGCUAUGCUCUCUAUUUCAGUUAACUGACUCGACUGCUGAUAUUUGAAGAGUAUUGAAGUCAGUCACCAAGAAUUAACUCCCAACUUGUAUCAUCUUAUUAAUAAAAUUUAUAAAAUAUUUUGUUUUAGCUUUUUCUUAUGUUAACCUUGUCUACCGUGGAAAGGAAUGGUUUGCCUUGGUAAGUAUAUUCGUCACAUUAAAACUACUGCAAAAUUAUAGAAGGUAGUUGGGCAGAAAUUUGCAUGGUUGCAAAAAUUAUCUUGCAUAAUUUUUUAUUAAGUUUCUCAAUAUUAUAUAUAGUUGGCACAUUUUAUUAUCAGACGGUAUAUUUUAUUACUAAACAGAAUAGGGGUGUUUUAAUAAUGAAGAAAAAACAAGUGCUCAACUGCUGUUGGACAUUAAACCGAAAAGCCGCUAAUUUUUAUAACAGCAGAAACCAAAAAACUUAUAUCAAAAACUGAAAAAAAAAAAUAAUGAUAAUAAUAAUAAUAACAACAACAAGGAAAGCCCAGUUACCCCUUUUCAUAUGUACAGGUAGGCCUUCCAGCACAUCAAAACAUGACUUUGUAUAACUGGUGGGUUAACUGACCUUAAUUACGAGGCUUUUAACAGUGCAAAGUUUGCACUUGGUAUUUUAAAUUAACUUUUUUGUUCUCUCUUUCCAAUUUUUUUCCUGCCAAAAUUUUAUUAUAAGAAAAACACGAGUGUAAUGCAACCCCUGUUAGUAAUGCAUCAGUCAAUUCCAGACUGAUUCACGUCAAUAACUCCCGAGUUUCGCUAUGACUGUAAUUCUGGCUUGAUAAGCAAUGAAGAAAUGCAUGCAUAAAAUCAAGAACAUGCCUUUACAACCCCCUGUCCUUGACAGAUAAGCCAAUGUGCUUUUUUUCCAGUGAUAUCCUCUGUGUAGUUAUAUUCUGAUAGGAAAGGGUGUGCAUGUCAAAAACUCAGGAAUAACCCCGGGGUUGGCAAAUGCCAGGCACAACUGGAAUUGACUGAUGCAUAAUGUCUGGGAAUCAGCACUGAUAUCCUUGUUCUGGGCCCUAACGGACUCCGCAAAUCACAUAUUUUACUAGGAAUGUGUUUGGAAUUUCCCUUUAACCUGAGUGGCAAAAUGGACAAUGACUUUUCGCUGGCCAAUCAUGGUGCAUACUCAGAAUUGAACUAGGAUUUUGGCACUGUUUCACAAAGGGAAGUUUAUAGUUCCAUCUGUAGCGCAGGCUAGUGAAAGAUAGUCGACCUUACAAUUGUUGCUCAUAACAUUCAGGUGGACAGUCAUCAACCAUUUCCAUGUCCUUCUCAAUAACACCAAACAUGCAGUUCAAAAAUUCAUUGGACUUUGUUGUGACAUUUUUAAUUGACAUACCCUUAAACCUUUUGAGCUGCAAAUUAUUUAUUAGGGAGUUACUUGUAUUGCAAAACCUCACAAUUAAUUCGCUCAUUGGUUGUAUAAAGGGCCAGCAAUUAAGAAACAAAGAGAACCACCACGACCCUGUUUGUAUACGUGCCUGACAAUACUCUUCAACAAAAUAAUCAACCACUCUUAACUUGGUAAUUUACCAAGUUGUCUUUUCCUUUAUUUUUAAGCUCUCGCAAGUGACCACUCAAAGAUUAAUAAUAAUAUUAUAUCAUAUUAGGCAACGUGUUCAACAAAAGUACAGUGUACAUAUAAUUAUUAUAAGCUACUUGAGCGCAUUAAUUCAACUUAACAUUAUUUUGCUCUAUUUUUGUUUAGAAAAGAAUGCGUUUACAACUCCCUGAGCAAGAAGAGGUACCUACUGUACAUAUUAUUUUGAUGAAUCUUACAUGCAAGCGUUCAGUUCUAAAAAGCCAUGUGAAGAUAGUGACCAAAUUAGCCACCAGCAUUUUAUUAUAACUUUCCUCUCUUUUUGCAGAGCCCUGGAAGCACAAGCUAACUUACAUGCUACACAUAUUAUUUUCAGUUGAUGAAUCUUGCAUGCAAUGAUGUUUAGUUCUAAAAAGCCAAAAUAGUGACCAAAGUAGCCACCAGCAUUUUACUAUUUUUUACAUAUAUCUUUCUGCAGAACCCAAGCACGAGCUAACCUACAUGUGCCCUGGCUAUACCCCUCCGCUUAAAAGCUCAUCAACAUGGAAACAAUAAUAUUAUCUUUCCCCUACCAAACCCAUCCAAAACCUCUUGACACAGCAUGUACACACUUGCCUAAAUUGUUGUUAUUUGGGGCUUAUUAACUAGAAUUUUAUAGUAUUUUAGGUGUAAGCCAGGUAGGAUUACAGUUUACAUAUAAUUCUGACAGUACUCUCCAUUUUGUGCAUGAUUGAAGCUCUUUAGACAAUUUAGUGAGAAACUGUGAUAGUAAUAAACAAAAUAACAAAUAUUACAAAUCAUUUAAAAAGGCUGCAUUUCAUUGAUUCAAGUCCAUCACUGCAGCUGAUUCAAAUCAAUGCACUGGUGUAUAAAAUGAACACACACUGAAUAGAACAAUUAUUUUGAUAAUUUUAUAUUCAAAUUGAUACAUGGCUAUUAGGCUUGGGGGAAUUUAAACAAAAGAAAUGUAUUGUUCAUUUCUGAGCCUCAAGAUGUCUUUUUUUUUGUUUUAAAUUUAUUGCCCCAAGCCUGCCAAGUAUGAAUUUUAAUUCAUUGAAAUGGUCUAUUUAUUUUUGUUUUAGGCAUUUGAACGUGAGAUUGAAGCCCACAGAGCAGUUGAUCACCCAAGCGUCCUGGCCUUACAUGAUGUGGAUGUGGUUUCCAAGGGAACAUUUAAAGAAGCUCGCAUGCUUGUCACUUACUAUAAGGUAAACUUAGAGGCCUUACAAUAGUCAGCUUUCAACAUAUAAAUUUCUUUUAAAGACUUUCAGAUACUGUUUUAUCUCCUUGUAUUUAAUGUUACGGGUCAAAAUUAAAUUAAGGUUAAAUUUUUUUAACCUUGGUUAAUUCUCAGUUUCCUUUGUCUCCUGGUCCUAAUAAAUUAUUCAUGAAUUAAGGCUAGUAGACAAAGAAAACUGGGAAUCAAUCUAGGUUAAAAAAUUUUGACCCAAACAUUAUUUUGACCUGUAACAUAUACAUUAGUGCCUGCUGCAUUAUUGAGCACUUGCAGUGAUUUUGAUGUCAGCCCAAAAGGAGUUAAGGUCCCUAUUGAAUUGUGGGAUUGCUUAAUUAAGGGGUAAUGAGAGGCGGGGGGUGGGUGCAUUGGCCCCAGUCGCACCUGGCCCCUCCAGCCAGGGUGUUAAAAAAACUGGUUAGAUCGAUCAUUGCUGGCAGUGUUUAAGAUCAUGUCUUAGUUCAGAUGUGAUCCACAUUAAUGGAAGGUGACUUCAAGCGGUUGACCUUGUCUCCUUCAUCCCUCUGAUCUCAUAUUUAGUUAAUUUGAAGGGAUGUAAAAAGAACCCACACUGUUUGGAAAGAUAAUAUAUAAUGUGAAGUUCUUCCAGUAGUGUUGUCCCCCUCUGCAUCUCUUAUCGCUUCACUUAUCACACUUCUAGUGUACGUAUCUGUAUAUUCUGUGAUACAGAAAGCUCAUAUUCAAAUGACUAAUAGUGACAGCCAGUGGCUCCUUUGUAUGCUGAUGACUGUCUGAGCUUUCUGAUAAUUAUAAUGUAGACUCAUAUACAUUGUACAGUUGAACCUUGAUUACCCAGACUCAUUGGGACUUGAGUAAAUAGUCUGGAUAAUCGAAAAUAUGAAUAUGAAUGAGACAAUAAUGUAAACAUAGGGAAUAAAGAAAACAAAAUUUUAUUGUGAAUUGGUUCCUACUUGAAUUUAUGUACUGACUGUAAGUAUUCAUGUAUUUCCAAUCCUUCGCUUGUCUCAACACUGUCAGUGAAUUUCAGGAUCUUCUCUUUGUUUCUGCCUAUAUCUGAAAUCUGCUGCUUGCUGCAUGAUGUUAAACUCGAACGCUAAAUUUGUUCCUUUUUCGCCUUUCUCCAUACGUGAAAUAGUUGUUUGCUUAUCCUUUAUUGAGAGAACAGACUGCUUUCGUUGCAUAUAGACAUGGCUGCGAUUUGAGUUUGCAAUUGAUUGAUCUUGUGUUUACAUAACCAAUGCGGAAUCAAGCACGGCAUUCCCUUGGCAACAUAACAAUAUUGAGCCAAUCAGAAUUCAGCUGAAUGCAUCAGAGUAAUUGUUCAUCUUGUGCCGCUAACACUUUUUCAAAGUGAAACAGAUUAAUGUUUUUAAACACACGUUUGGAGGGAUUAAUGAACUUUUAAUCAUUUCAAUUUUUCAAGAUCACAUCUUAUUAAUAUUCAUAAUCAUGAAAAAAACGGGACCAGGGAAACCAGUCCGUAUAUUCGAGGUCUGGAAAAUCGAGGUUCGACCGUAUUGCAGUUUUCCUCUCUUCUACAACAUUACACACACUUUCAAAGGCUGUGCUCUAAGAAAAAUUGAAGGGGACCCGGUCCUGUAGUCUGAACCUGAACCUGUAAAAUCAAGGGUGCUCAGCAUAGGAUCUUUAUGAGUUAACUACAUACAGUAGUACACCAUGUAAGAAUCCCUAGUUGCCCAAGAGUGACUGUGUCUACAAGCCUGACGUGUCACAGACUGAAUUAAUCUACCCUCAGUUAGUAGCAUCUGUGAACUGCACCAAUAUCCUUGUUGGCUCCCUAGCUACGGACUCAACAAAUUACAAGAAAUGCAUUUUGAAUUUCCCUUCAACCGGAUGGGCAAAUUGACAAUGACAUUUUAAACAGGCUAAUCAUGGCACUAAGGGGGGCUUAGAACAAGUAUUUUGGCGCUGUUUCGUCUGGCGGCUGUUGUGUCUACUAGCCUUUUUUGCAGAAUUGAUCCAACCCAGGGUCCAGUUGUUUGAGGGCCGAUUAGCGCUAACCCAGGUUUAAAUUAAAUUUUUAACCUGGGCUUCUUUCUCUUUUGCUCAAAAGCAUUUUCCCAGAUAAUUUUCUCUCUUCUUUUUAGAGCAUCCAAUCAUCAACUUGUUGACAAAAAGAAUUAAACUGAAUUUACUUUUUAAGCUUUCAUAUCUGAACUCAAAUUUUGCACUAACACUGGGUUAUCUUAACCCAGCUUUGAACAACCCGGCCCUGGUUAGUAGCAUAUGGGAAGUAACUCCAAUAUCCUUGUUCUGAGCUCCCAGUGAGCUUAACAAAUAAUUACCAGAAAUGUAUUUUGAAUUUCCCUUCAAUGGCAUUUUUAAAACCGUUUAAGUCCCAAGAAUGACCAAUAUCAACUUUCUCCUCACAAUAUUAAUAUGUAAUCAAGAAAACAGGUUAGGAGAAUUUAUAAAAUGAUCACCUAAGGGGAAAUGCUUUGAUCUUUGAAUAAAUUCUCUCAACUAAUCCUGUAAGGAAAUGUGUGGAGAUCAGUUUGGAGAAUUUGUACGUGAAUCUUGCUGGGGCUUAAAGGGUAAACAGGCCAAUCAUGGCCCAUAGUAAAAUCCUCGUACACAGUUGAGGGCCCUGAACAUGGAUUUCAGCACUCUUUCGAAGCUGGAUUUAACCAGAAGUUUAGUUCUGUCUGGGGUGCAGGGUAAUGUCUACUUAAUAUGUAACUUAACCCAUUAUUUUGUCGUAGUAAUGACUUUUCUCCAACUGGUGUUUAUCAUUCUUGCUGACAAUUCAUUAUUUUUGUUAUAAUCAAUUUAUUUUAGGAUGGAACAGUUCAAGACUUGAUUGAACGAACAGCAAGAGAAGGUGGUCACAUCCCAGAGUUAGAUAUCCUUCAUAUGUUCAAGUCACUAUGUGAUGCAAUACUAGCAUUUCAUAGUUUAGAUCCUCCACUAGCUCAUAGAGAUAUCAAGGUAUGCAUUGUAAACCUGGAUUAUUCAAAUUUUUAUCUUUGCUGUAUCAAGGACAGUUUGUAUUGUAACAGUUACAGGUCAAAAUUAAAUUCAUGGGCUAAAAUUUUUCAACCUAGGUUGAUACUUAAUUUGCUUUGUCUCCUAGCCCUUAUUAUUCAUGAAUUAGGGCCAGGAGACAGGAAAUUGAGAAUCAAUAGUGAAAAAAAAAUUGAUGGGAAAUCCUUUGGUUACCCCAAAACCUGUGACCCUCAUGCCAUAUGAGUCGCUCAUAGCUUAGUGGUUAGAGCAUCCUACUGGUUACUGGAAGGUCGUGGGUUCACGGAUUCCUGCUGGGGGCUUGGAUUUUUUUUCGGAGCAUUACUUAGUUGUAUGUAACAUCUAUUUCUAAUUUCAUCACACUUGGGUGGUUAGUUGAAAAAAAUUUAACCUGAAUUUAAUUUUGACUUGUACUGUGAAAGCUGCUAAUAAGGCCUCAAAAGUGCAGCACCUUAUACAGCACAGCCAAUUAAGUAUAAAUUAAUGAUAAUAAGAAGUGCCCAGAAAUAAGCCCUGAUUAAGCCCUGAUUAAGUUACCACUUACCACAAGUGGCAAUGAGAUGUAUGUGUACAUGUAAUGGAAAACUUGUUAAAUAGAAUAGCAAAAUAAAGAAUUGGACACUCGAACCACUGGCUUUGCAUUGAUCCCACUGUACAUGUACAUCUACUUUUCAUGAGUACAUGUAGUAAUAACAAUUAUCUAUGAUACAGUCAAACUCCCUGUAAGCACCCUCCUAAAAUCCCAAAGUUUAGUGGUCACUUACAAGAGUUGAACCAGAGGCGGUCUCUACUGGGAACAGGUCAGAGAAAUGUACUUUCUGUAUUCAAAGAGAAUAAUUAAAAUUAUUUAAUGAAGUAGUGUGUACUAUAGUCUCCUUCGCAGCUGUUUUUAGGCUCGUCAUGCAACACUCCGUGACACGUUGCAUGACAAGCCUAAAAACAGCUGCGAAGGAGACUAUGUGUACUAUGGAACCAAAAAACUCUUAAGUUUAUAUUACUUUGACUUGUACACAAGUGAAAACUAAAUGAAAUUCUUACAAAGAGAUUUCUGACUAUAAUUGAUGAUCGAUCAGUUAUGUAAAUCCAACCGGUAUUUCAGAUGUUCAAUUAUGAUUGGAAUUCUCAGCUGAUUCCCAACACUAAUUAUUGAACCUUUAUGUGACAUCACCUCCCUGAGCAUUUCAUGCCCCAGGGUUUGUACAGUAUCUUCAGUGUCUUAAAUUCUUUGUAAAAAGUGUUGAAAUUUGCAGACCAGUUUUUCAGAGUUGGAAAAAGUCUAGAAAAUAAAGAUAAAGUCUGGAAAAAAUAAUUGUAAAAAGGCUGGAUUUUUUAGUCUUCUUUUUGUAAACUGCAACAAGUGCGUAACUUCUGAGUGAAAUUUUUUCUUUGGUAGUCAGAUCUUUUCCAAUCUUGUCUGUAGCCAAAACGGUUUAAUCACAGAAUAAAAAGUUUCAAAACUCUCUUGUGUCUCUCUUAUGUGUUUCAUGGGAACAGCUUUGUUCCUGCAUUUGUUAAGGCAGGCAAGGUUUCUUUUGAUCUCUUAUUUUGAUAACCUUGAGACUUUUAAAAUUAUUUUCUCAGGAAAGGUCUGAAUAAAAAAUUCUGUAUGACCCCACUUUGCCUAUAGGAAGAAUGACUGUAUGAAGACUUACAGUUUUUGGUUGCAACUUGUGAGUUUGAGACAGUUGAGACAAUAUGAACCAGUGCAAGUGGGCAAAAGGUCAAUCGGAUCUCAUAGUGAAGAAGCCUAACUUGUAUAUUGUGGCAUGUUUUCGACUAGCAUUAUUUGCAUAGUAUUGAUAUGUUCUUGUUAUGAAUAUUGUCUUCUUUCUGUUUACUUUGAAAGCCUCAUAAUUUAUUGAUUGAUGCUGAUAAUUCUGUGGUAUUGAUGGAUCUUGGUAGUGUGUCACAAGCCCGGUGCACCAUAACAUCUAGGUAAACGUUUAUUCUUCUUCUGAUAGUAGGCAGUUGUAAAGAUUUGUGUUGAACAAAAUAGUUUUCUUUAAUUGACACAAAUUCUUUAGUUUUUAUGUAGGCAAUUAAAGUACAUGUAAUCUAAAUGCUGUCAUAAUUUCCCAUCUAAGCCCCUUGUUUCACUCACUAGUUCUUUUUCUUAAGGCAAAAAAAGAACAAAAGUAUAGCAGAUUCACUACUCACAAAAGUUUCCCUUUUGAUUUUAAUACCUUGCUGUUGAACUAAGCAAAAGAUCACCAGCAACGGUUUACGGUCAUCUCGCCACCAACAAAAUCGCCACCAACGAAUUAGAAACAGAAUUCCGUAUUCCUUGAAAACACAGCUUCGACUUUGUAUUUUUUCUCGUAGAAGAGAAGCUCUUGCACUUCAAGAGAAAUGUGCUCAAGAAUGCACGGCAGCUUACAGGUUGGUCUUUUUUUUAGGUUGUUUGUUGGAAUGUUCUAUUCACUGUAGAACCUGACCAACUGCAAAAAAAAUGUUAACUGUAAGCCAUGUUGACAUAGGACAGUCACUAGCUAAGCUGCCAGUUUUUCAGGUCAGAAUAGACCGGCUCUUCAGCUUGUAUGUUUUAUUUUCUCAAUGUACAUGUAAGUCAUGUGAUAAUACUUUAGAGAACUGUUUCCACUGUUUCAUUCAAAUUUCGUCUCAUUCCUUUGCAAAUAUGUACACGUAAUUUGUGAAAAGACAAAGGGGCCCUUUAUUUGGAAAAAAGAAAACAACAACUUAAGAGGGGUAGUCUUCACAGACUACAUGCUCAUAACUCCUCCGCGAAGCCUGGAAAAGAUUCAACUGUUCCUUGGUCUUUGUAAAGACCUUUUUCUCUUACCAGGGCACUGGUUAUCUAACCUCAUGCUUACAUGCCAUGCCUUCCGUGACUCUCCUACAAAGCCGUAAAAUCCAACCUUAAAUUGCAGUACUUCAUGUGAUUUACUUGAAGAGUAUCAAAUAACUACUGUCUUGUAGGGCUCCAGAGCUUUUUGAAGUGCCAUCACACUGUGAAAUUGAUGAGAGAAGUGAUGUGUGGUCACUAGGUUGCACUCUGUACGCCAUGGCUUAUGGUGAGUCACAUUUUUUCAAGACUUCACAUUCCGUUUCAGUUUACUCAAAAGAGCGUCUCCUUAAAUAAUCUGGCCGACUUCCAUCAACAGUGCAGCACAUCUUGAUCUAGUCAUUUUUUUACAGUACUGAUACAUGUAUAGAAAACUAAUUAAAGAUUAUGUUCAGAAUCAAGUUUAUUACCAGUGAGCAAAGAAACUCGUGUCCGAUAGCCCGGGGCUAGUGGAUUUUGCUAUCAGGCUAGUGAUUUUUGUUCUUAACUUGCCCGACUACAGAAGGAUUGUAAUCAAUCCUGCUAAUCAAAAAGGGUUUUGGGGUUAGUUGACUGAAUGAGUUUUGGGCUAGUACAUGCUAACUACAGCUUGCCCGAAUGGCGGGCUGUAAAACUGACUUUCUUUGCACCCUGAUUACUAUUAGUAGUUAGUUCUCAGUUACAUAUUAUUUACUAAAUGUGUUAAAAACCCAUCUGCUAUCUGUUAAAAGUUAAGUACAUUUAGGGAAUCUCCCCAGAAAAGCUCAAGGGAGCUUGCCGAGAUCCCUGGCCAGUGUAAUUAAUUUUAAGAUGUAUAGCAGAGUUAUUACUUGUUACUCUAAAUGUUAUGGUAAAUCAAACUUGAUACAAUAAACUUUCCUUGUUGCAGAUGAAUAUAAAAAAGAGGAGAUACACCUCUAAAGCUUACUUUUGUUAUGUCCUCUGCCGUAUGCAGUUCAGUAUCGUUUUGAGAAAAGAAAGAAAAAUAAUAUUAUUAAAGGGCUCAAGUUGUACUGUUAUUCGCAAAUGGCAAGUUUUAUACAGUCAACUUCCUUUUUUUAGCGGAGACUGUAGGCACCUUGAGUUAGUGUCCUCAUUAGCGAGAGUCGUUAAUAGCGGGGCUUUAUUUCAGUCGAACGUCUGUAAACAAUUUUUGGUUGGGAUUUAGCUGCUGUCUGUACUAUCAGAGUGUCCGUUAUAGCGGGGUAUCCGGCGCAAGGCGAAUGUUGACUGUAUACGUAUAUUGCCCUCGUAUAUUGUCAUCGUGUGUGUAACUUAUAGAAAUAUACCUUUAAGUGGCAUUAAAUUAUUGAAAGAAGCAAACAUCAAUUUCGAAUUAGACGACUGUCCUUGUUUGUGGGUUGCUCUUUGCAAAUUAGCGAGAAGUUUGAGUCUUAUUAACCUGGUGUAAUUGAGAUGAAUAUUUUUUUCAUAUUAUGUGCUAGGUCAAAGCCCUUGUGAUGGCUCAGCGCUGUCAGCAAAUAGCGGAAAUAUUCACAUACCAGAUGACAGGUAAGUAAAAAAAGCUUGACUUCUGCUGAAUUACGGUCGUUUCGCCUACGAGUCAUUUGGCCAACGUCCUGUUCGCUAACGUGUCAAGUCGUUUCGCUAAUGUGUUAGUUGAGUUCCCUUACUUCCUUCGCCUGAUAUUUGACUUGAUAUAUACGUGUAUAUAUACAUUACGUAUACAUGAUAUAUAAAUAAUUGUCGUACGUUUUUGUGUCAUGGCUGGAAGAACGAGACAUAUACAUAUGCAGCGCUCGUUUCGUUUCUUAAGCGAGACGACGAAAGACGUUGUUAGCGAAACGACCGACUUCAGUAAAGUGGACUUGUCAAGUGAAUGAAUAGAGAACACCGUUACUGGUGCCUGUUAUAUCACAGGGUGCCCAAAUUUUUCCGGAUUGACAUCCGCUCUCAGGUUUAUUUCACUCAGGGUAUUCGGAUUCGCAGGCGUUUACACUCACCAGUGAAAAUGAUAAAAUUCAUUUGAUGUACGGUUAUACCGAUUGCAUUCAGGAUUCAAAAUCCCCAGACUCCGGGACUUUUUAUUUCGUGAAAACGGCAAGAACCCUGUGACAAAGUGUUCCAGAUUUGUCACGAAUCCCCCCCUCCCCUCCUACCGCCAGAAAAAAAAUCCUGUAGUUUUAACGUAGCCUAAGAAGUAGACUGCAAAACGGUAAACUGUUAAGCAGUCUGCUUAAGAGGAAAUCGAGAAUUCAGCUAGAUCUAAAACAAAAUAAUUUAAAGUGAAUUAUCAGCCCUCACCACCAUUGAAAGUCUCCAGUAGUGAUGUCAUAGAGGCUUUUCAUAUGACGUCACUUCCGCCAUGUUGUCCCAAAACAAUAAAAUGGGGCCGUGUUGGCUGCUGGCCCAUCGAGUGAAAACACUAUAGAUAGUGAGUGCGACUAAGUAUUGCUGCUUUUUUGGAACUGUUUUCAGUGGUUAUUCAAUGGAGCUGAAUGGCUUGAUCAUGAGUAUGCUUAAGGUGGAUCCUCAGGAAAGGCCAACCCUAGAAACCAUCAUGCGAAGGUUAAACAACUUGGCACCCUCAUCAUCAAUCCUUCAGUAUGAUACUGCUGCAGGGAACCCCUCCAUACAAUUGUAAUAGACCAAAUUACGGUUAUAUACUAAGCAACCGUGCCUUUGAGUGGAACUGAGGCUGAAGAUGACAUUGUUUUGAUAAGCACCUCAGUGCCAUUCAUGUGCACAACAGCAAGAUUUACACUGAGGUUUUUUAUUAAAACGAGGUGAACUCCAGCCUCGCUUCCACUUAAAAGGCCAGGAUACACGGUACACAACUGUAAAGUGGUCUAUUGAUAUAGUUACCGGUGAUGAUCGUUUUGCUUCAAAUAGAACGAGCGCUGUUAUAGUGACUUGAUGCUAGAGUGAUUAAGAGCCCCAGACUGUCAGCAAUGUCUUGUUUUUCCAAAAAAAUACUUGCAAACCUCCAAGUUUGAUUACCUCUCAUAACCUCUGAUGAAAGGGCAUUAUAUGAGAUGUAGUUAACUUUGGAACCUUUUUGCGAUAGCGAUUUCGCAUUUUCUCAGAUAUUGUUUGCGACGAGCUGCGUAAGUUAACCAUAGUUCCUAGAUUUGUUUUUAAAGUGACGUAGAAAAAAUGUAAACAGUGACGCCACAAAGAUUCGCCCAAUAGCUUGUAGCUCUCAUAUUCGAGGCCCUCUCACAAGCAACGACCAAAACGUAUCAUUUUGUUUGGGCGCUUAAGAGUUUCGCCUAUAGUUAGUUCCAGUGAAAUAGCCAGCAGACUGCAAGUAACAUGAAUGUUGACGGGGUUGCAAAAUAAAGGAGCCUCGGAUACAAGCUUGCUUUAAAGUAAAAGCGAAGGCUAAAAAAUAUCCUCAGAAUAUACUGAAAGUUUUAGUGAGCUACAGUGUUUACAUGGGAAUCAAAAUUUCCAAAAUUUAUUUUACAUAGAUAACGCUAACUUCGAAACUUUACAAAUGUACGAUUUAUGCUAAAUUUGUUAUUCAUUUGAGACAAAAACAUUCA
Messenger RNA from Porites lobata, 12542 nucleotides. The record is from the annotation of a GenBank genome assembly. Lineage: Eukaryota; Metazoa; Cnidaria; Anthozoa; Scleractinia; Poritidae.